This is a messenger RNA of Mercurialis annua (annual mercury), 2086 nucleotides long. RefSeq lists its product as uncharacterized. The transcript has 10 exons. Gene Ontology annotation, molecular function: cysteine-type peptidase activity. NCBI's taxonomy places the organism in Eukaryota, Viridiplantae, Streptophyta, Magnoliopsida, Malpighiales, Euphorbiaceae. The record is from RefSeq and is a predicted model, not a curated record. The coding region runs from base 1 to 1929 and encodes 642 amino acids. Gene Ontology annotation, biological process: proteolysis.
AUGGGAGCUGUUCUUAGUCCGGGAUCUCUUAUUAUUGAAGACAACAUUUACCAGUAUCGACUUCAAGGUUUACCAUAUGCACUGGUAUGUUGGUUCUACGAGUGUUGCCCGGCGGUGGAAAAUACCUUUGCUCAGCUAGUGAACAAAGAUGCUAUCCCGCGGAUUCUGAGGUGGCAAGCAUUCGUUCCUGCAAAAUACAUUGCUGUUGACAGGGAUUUAUUUGUUGAGAUUCCAUCCGAUGAGAUGAUUUUCCGAUCAAUUGUUCCAACCCCGGCAGAGAUGAAUGCCCUUCGUCUAGGUGACUUAUUCAAAAAAAUUAAGAGAAACGAGGAGGGUUAUUGUCCGGCAUUUAAUAUAUUGAAGGACGGUGAAUCAACGUCGAACACUUCGAAUUUAAAUGUUAUGGAAGAGAGGCUGGAAAUUUUGAUGGCUGGUCAAAAGACGAUUAAGGAUGAUAUAAUGGAUUUGAAACGUUUAUUCACUUCCAAAUGUUCCGAACUUUUGACAGUUGUCAAUUCAUUGAAUGAUAGGCUAACUCUGAUUGGUGAUUCUAAAACGGUUGAAAUUGAGAAACAUGAUGUUUCUGAUGGCUUGCAGACAAGGGUUGACAAAGGAAAAAAAGUAACGGAACGAGAAGAAAGGGAUGGUAGGGAGUCUGCUGCUCCUGUUUCUGCUGAUACUAAAGCUACUUCCAGCAAAGAAAGGGAUGGUAGGGAGUCUGCUGAUGAAGAAGAAGGUGCUGAAAAAGUCGAAUUGGAAGAUUUGGUUUGCGAGAAGGCUGUACUUAAAGGCAAGGAUGACCGUGGUGAACCUUGUGUUAUUGUUUCUUCCGAACACGUUGAUGUUAUCUCUCCGAAUUUUGAGGUUUCGCGACAAAGCGAGUUGAAUUUAAAAUCUCCACCAGAUGACACCAUCAAUCAGACUAAAAAAAUGCAAUCUGGUCCUUCUUCAAGCCGCUUCAUACCGACGCAAACUGGUUGUAAAGUUCGUAUUUGUCCAUUUGAUGCUAAUCACAUUUUAUUCAGUGAUGCCACCAAACAAGACAUCAUUCAGAAUUGGCUGGAAGAAGGACGUCCUAAAGGGGCCAAAAGGCAAAGCUGGAUAUACGAUCCAAAGAUUGAUAAAUUCCAUCCUCGUCUUUCUCUUGGCGUGGUUGAUAUUGAAACGAAAUCCUGGUUUUACCAUCUCUACCACGUUGGAAAGGCUCUUGAGUGUUCUCAUGUAGAUGUUCUCUUUUAUUAUCUGAGAAAGAAAAUAAAAUAUGGAUGUGCUGCAAACAGUAGAUGUACGUCAACUGAUAAUUUUUUUGAUCGGCGUAUUCAAACUCUCUACACAGCAUACAAGAAAAAGCAAGAUGUGUCACUUGUUUCUUUGAAACAUACAGUGGCUAUCUACAUUAAAGGUGGUGCUAUGCGUUGCAAUACGAAUUGGGCUAAUGUUGACGAUGUUCUUUUUCCGAUCAAUUGUGUUAACGAUUGGCAUUGGAUUUUGGCUCGCCUGAAUUUCAAGGAACGAUGCAUCUAUAUCUACAAUUCGUUGAGGUCGGCGCAAUAUGACAGAUCAGCAACUGAAUAUGUUACUUGCUAUAGUGUGUUGCUUCCACUAUUCCUUCAAGCUACCAAUUUUUAUGAUUCUCGAGAUGACAUCGAUACUACUGCCGGUGCUUAUGAGGGAAAGAGAAUAACUGAUCCGUUCAGAAUAGAGAUUGUGGAAAACAUGCCUAUCCAAAAUGAUGUUGAUUGUGGAGUUCAUAUGUUUUCCGCUGCUGAGUUCUUUGUUGAUGGGAAAGUUAUGGGGCAUGAUUAUGAUGUCAAAGAACACCGUGCUCGUUACGCUUCGUCAUUAUAUUUGUAUGCUCGUUGGAAGGAAAGCUCUUCUUGUGUUAGUGAAGAUGAGGGUCCUCUAAAACUCAAGAGAACAUCUGCCUAGGGAGUGAAGAGGAAGCUAAUUUAUGGAGGUUCAAGAUGAAGAAUGUUAUUGAUUUUUGUUUGUAAAGAAAGUCUCCUUUUUGUCACACUUUUAUUUUGCUUGGAGGACAUAAAUGUCCAUUUAUUUCUUAUUUGAAGUCUAUUUUAGAGUAUGUGUA